UGUCCAGUUCAUCAUAUGAUCCCAGAGCAUGACGCAGAAAGCGACGCCAUUAGGAGGGGGGGUUGAGAGGGGAGAGCAGAGCGAACCAGCCAGCUGAGGGUGGGGGAAAUCAGUUUGGUCUACAAAGAGCUGGGCGAGUGAAAAUUGGUUCCUAUUCUGAUUCGCCAGGAGGAUUCGUGUCCUCGACUUAUUGAUUUCGAUUUGACACAUCUCAUGUGAUUAGAGGGACAUACAUUCGACUGGGCUACUUAUAUUCCUAAUCAUAUCUAUUUCACCAUGGCGGCUGGCGGCGGAGCGGGUAACAAAACCUACUCUUUCAAGGUGGUUUUGUUGGGAGAGGGUUGUGUCGGCAAGACCUCGCUCGUGUUGCGGUAUUGUGAAAAUAAAUUCAACGACAAACACAUCACCACACUUCAGGCCUCCUUCCUCACCAAGAAGCUCAACAUCACAGGGAAGAGGGUGAACCUGGCCAUAUGGGAUACAGCAGGUCAGGAGCGGUUCCACGCGUUAGGUCCCAUUUACUACAGAGACUCCAACGGAGCCAUAUUGGUCUAUGACAUCACAGAUGAGGACUCAUUCCAGAAGGUGAAAAACUGGGUCAAAGAAUUGAGGAAAAUGUUGGGGAAUGAGAUUUGUUUAUGUAUAGUAGGUAAUAAAGUAGAUCUGGAGAAGGAGAGACAUGUAUCAGUUGAAGAGGCAGAAGGGUAUGCAGAGUCGGUGGGGGCAAAACACUAUCACACAUCAGCCAAACUAAACAAGGGGAUAGAAGAACUCUUCCUUGACUUGUGUAAAAGAAUGAUGGAGACGGCCCAAGCAGAGGAGAGGGCGAAGGGUAACGGAGCCAGCCAGUCAACAACAUCACGAAGGGGGGUACAGAUCGUGGACGAUGACCCUCAAGCCGCCACGGCCGCAGGGGGCUGCUGCUCAUCCGCUUAACCCUCCACGUCCCAACUUACCCCCCCCCAUGUCCCAACCCCCCCACCUCUAUGUCCCAACUUACCCCAUCCUCCCCCUUCCCCCCCCUUAAGCAACCAGGACUGUUGCCUCCCCUCUCAUCUCCCUCCUUAUCACAUGAAGACUGCUGUUCUCCCUCUGAGUCAUCAUCCACUUUACUCACUACACUUCUCCCUCUAUGGAACAAUGUGCUUAUAUACCAUUCUUUAUACUGUAAUAUUCAUUCAUUGGCCCCCCCCUCCUGACCCAUCCAUAUGAGACCUCUGACCCCCUCCUGACCCAUCCAUAUGAGACCUCUGACCCAUCCAUAUGAGUCCUCUGACCCCCCCCCCCUGACCCAUCCAUAUGAGACCUCUGACACCCCCCCUGACCCAUCCAUAUGAGACCUCUGACCCCCCCCUGAUCCAUCCAUAUGAGACCUCUGACACCCCCCCCCCCCCCCGACCCAUCCAUAUGAGACCUCUGACACCCCCCCUGACCCAUCCAUAUGAGACCUCUGACCCCCCCCCCCUGACCAUCCAUAUGAGACCUCUGACACCCCAUCCUGACCCAUCCAUAUGAGACCUCUGACCCCCCCCUGAUCCAUCCAUAUGAGACCUCUGACCCCCUCCUGAUCCAUCCAUAUGAGACCUCUGACCCCCCCCCCCCCCCUGAUCCAUCCAUAUGAGACCUCUGAGUGAUGAAGAGAACAUGGAAGGAAUGACUCUGCCUCUCCUCCCGUCUUUCUACAAACUAGCAGAUGGACUUCUAGCACACUAGUGUGAAAUACACACUCACACACUGUCCCCACCUCUCUCAAAUGAACACAAACCACCAGACUGUACUAAAUUAUAAAUCAUAAACAGUCAUACCCCAGAUGUGAGGAUAAUGUGCAUGACGGGGAGAUCCGUCUCUGAAGGCUUCAUUUUGUUUCACUUUAGAGAGAGAAGAAAAGAACAACCUGAUCUUUCUUUAUUGUUGAUAAACUAAUGUACAUGUUGUAUGGAAAUGUGUCCAAGCCCUUGGUACUGCUUCUUCUUCUGUGGUGGUGAAGUGGUGAAAGCCCUUUGAUUCCAUCAUCCAGCUCUUUUCUUGGCCUGUGUUCUUUAAGCCUCUCGGUAGGAGUCCCACCUGUGGUCUUUAAGCUUCUCGGUAGGAGUCCCACCUGUGUUCUUUAAGCCUCUCGGUAGGAGUCCCACCUGUGUUCUUUAAGCUUCUCGGUAGGAGUGCCACCUGUGGUCUUUAAGCUUCUCGGUAGGAGUCCCACCUGUGUUCUUUAAGCUUCUCGGUAGGAGUCCCACCUGUGUUCUUUAAGCCUCUCGGUAGGAGUCCCACCUGUGUUCUUUAAGCUUCUCGGUAGGAGUCCCACCUGUGGUCUUUAAGCCUCUCGGUAGGAGCCCCACCUGUGGUCUUUAAGCCUCUCGGUAGGAGUCCCACCUGUGUUCUUUAAGCCUCUCGGUAGGAGUCCCACCUGUGUUCUUUAAGCCUCUCGGUAGGAGUCCCACCUGUGGUCUUUAAGCCUCUCGGUAGGAGUCCCACCUGUGGUCUUUAAGCCUCUCGGUAGGAGUCCCACCUGUUGUCUUUAAGCUUCUCGGUAGGAGUCCCACCUGUGGUCUUUAAGCUUCUCGGUAGGAGUCCCACCUGUGGUCUUUAAGCUUCUCGGUAGGAGUCCCACCUGUGGUCUUUAAGCCUCUCGGUAGGAGUCCCACCUGUGUUCUUUAAGCCUCUCGGUAGGAGUCCCACCUGUGGUCUUUAAGCCUCUCGGUAGGAGUCCCACCUGUGUUCUUUAAGCCUCUCGGUAGGAGUCCCACCUGUGUUCUUUAAGCCUCUCGGUAGGAGUCCCACCUGUGUUCUUUAAGCCUCUCGGUAGGAGUCCCACCUGUGUUCUUUAAGCCUCUCGGUAGGAGUCCCACCUGUGGUCUUUAAGCCCCUCGGUAGGAGUCCCACCUGUGUUCUUUAAGCCUCUCGGUAGGAGUCCCACCUGUGUUCUUUAAGCUUCUCGGUAGGAGUCCCACCUGUGUUCUUUAAGCCCCUCGGUAGGAGUCCCACCUGUCUCUGUAACCUUGUUGAUUUAAGUUCUAAAAGACUAAACUGAUCCUAGAUCAGCGUUUCUGCUCUGAGACCCUUUAAGAAUACAGGCAUUGUGCUUUUUCAACAACAACAACAACAACAUGGCAGUUCUCUCUUCCCCUCCUCUCUCCUGAUCUUUCUCUCUGAUUUAAAAUGCAGGUGUUUUGCACUGACCCGUCACUAUCAAUGCUUUUGUUCCACUGUGUUUUCUUCCUGUUUGCCGAGUUGCUCUGUGAAAAAUGUAAAUGACACAAAAAAAAUACAUUGUUAAAAAAACAACCCAAAAAGUAACGUAUGAAUAACGCUGGAUGUUUUAUCUGCUUUUUACAAGCUUUGGGGAAACGAUACGCAGGUGUAGAAAAGUGUACAAUAGUCUUGUUUAAUGAUUGUAAAAUGAAAUAACAAUUGUGGAUGAAAGCACACUUUCUGGAAUUGUAAUUUUUUUAAACUGCUAGUGUCGUGUGUUUUAUAAUAGAACAAUUAUAACUAUUUACAACAC
Messenger RNA from Oncorhynchus kisutch (coho salmon), 3502 nucleotides. RefSeq names its product ras-related protein Rab-21. The transcript has 7 exons. Gene Ontology annotation, biological process: Rab protein signal transduction. The coding region runs from base 277 to 936 and encodes 219 amino acids. NCBI's taxonomy places the organism in Eukaryota, Metazoa, Chordata, Actinopteri, Salmoniformes, Salmonidae. The record is from RefSeq and is a predicted model, not a curated record. Gene Ontology annotation, molecular function: GTPase activity; GTP binding.